Molecule: messenger RNA, 6704 nt
Organism: Hemiscyllium ocellatum (epaulette shark)
Lineage: Eukaryota; Metazoa; Chordata; Chondrichthyes; Orectolobiformes; Hemiscylliidae
Gene: nav1a
Product: neuron navigator 1a
Exons: 27
Coding region: 99-4478 (1459 amino acids)
Biological process (GO): neurogenesis; neuron migration; microtubule bundle formation
Cellular component (GO): axon initial segment; microtubule cytoskeleton
Molecular function (GO): ATP hydrolysis activity
Source: RefSeq, a predicted model, not a curated record
UUGAAUGGAUGUGAUUAGGCCUAACUCUGUGCUCGUUAAUGAAUAUCAUUAUGUGUUCCAACUGAAACUGAAGAAAGUAUUGCGUUGUUAUUGAGAGCAUGAUUCACAGCCCUUUAGUGAAGAUGAGCCGGACAAUGCAUUUCAAUUUCAGUUGGGAUGAAAGUAGUUCUGUAAGCAGUGGCCUCAGUGACACCUCUGACAACCUUAGUUCUGAAGAUUUAAAUGCAAGUUCAUCUCUCAACUCUUAUCCAACUACACCAGUUGCUUCCAGAAGAAAUUCUGGGAUAGCGCUCCGAACUGAUGCAGAAAAGCGUUCCAUGGUUGAGAGUGGUCUGACCUGGUACAGUGGUUCUGAAAGUAAAGGCCCGAAGAAGUCUGAGGGUGGCUAUGAUGCCAGCAAUCUUAAGAUGGAUCAAAACACAAAGUGGAGACGUAUCCGCACUGAGUCAGCAGAAGAAACGACAAAAGGAGAACUAAAGAAACAGCAAUCCACUGGACAAACCAGUUCACUGAAAAAGGGUGCAGCACCAGUUGGAGUAACUUCACCAAUGACCAGUUCAGGAGCAGGCUCUCUGAAAGUUGCUGGUAAAAUUGAUUCUAAAGUACAAGACAAAGGAAAAUUGGCUCUCAAAGGAACAACUUUGCAAAGAUCUUCAUCUGAUGCUAGCCGAGACAGAGUUGGAGAAACACGCAAACCUCCAUCAGGCAUUUCAAGACCUUCUACUGGUGGAUCUUUUGGUUACAAGAAGCCCACUACAGGCACAGCAACAGUGAUGACAUCUGGUGGGAACACGGCAUCAGCAACAAAAUCUCAGAAAUCUACAGGCAUCCCUGUGAAACCAACAAACUCCAGGAAAACCAGCCUUGAUGUUUCCCAAAACCACGAUGGCUUUAUGUCAUCAGGAGCGAGGACAGCUGUGCAAUAUCGUAGCUUGCCACGUCCAGCCAAAUCAAGUUCUGUUAGCAUCACUGGUCGCGGAGGGGUAAAUAGGCCUGUUAGUAGCAACAUUGACCCAAGCCUCAUUAGCAGCAAGCAUGGAAGCAUCCCAGUUUCCCGACUGAAAGAACCCUCAAAAAUUGGUAUGGGGCGAGCAAAUUCAGUGCCAGUGAAUCAAACUGAUCGUGAGAAGGAGAAGGCAAAAGCAAAGGCAGUUGCUUCUGAUUCUGAGUGCACAACUACAUCAAGUUCUACAAAGGCCUCUCCAGCUCCAGAAAGUCACAGUAAACCACAAGGAAUGCGACAGCAAAGCUCCAAAUUCUCAGAGAUAUCUUCUCCAACAGCACAAAGGGUGAUAAGUUCAAAAGGAAUCAGCAAACCACCACCAAUAGCCAAUAUUGACAAAAUCAAUUCGAAUAGCUUGGACUCUGCAACCUCAGGACAUGUCUCUAUGACUAGCAAUGUUGCCAAUGAAACUGUGACCAAAACCCCUGAUGUCCAGUCAACCGCAAUCAGUUUGGCUCCAUGUUUAACACCCAGUCCUGCCCCUGUUCUUAAUGUAAAUUCUAGUACCUUUAGUCAGGGCCUUGGUCUAGUUAGCAAUUUCACAAGCAACAAAGAAAGUCUAAUGUACCCUAAACUUAGUAGCCUACAUACCAGCAUGGAAUCUUUGGAUCUCCCAUUGAGUGUUCCUUGUUCAUUCUCUGCGAGUGGUACACUUUCAAGGGAAGAGGAUCACACUGGGCUUGCAUGGACUGGGAGUUCCAGAUUCUCACAAAUGGAGAGUGCACAACGUGACAGAAAUACUCUGCCGAAAAAAGGACUAAGAUAUGGAACAAGUUCACAGCAGGACGACAAGGAAUGGCUCCAUGCACGUUCUAUUGGAGGUCCUGUAGACUCGGAGAGCCAGUUACUCUCUUCCCCAUCAGCAGUUCCAUUAUCAAACUUGGCAAGCCCGACUGGAGUGUCCCAACUGGGCAGCCCCACUCCGAAAAUGAUGCGGUCAAACAGCAUUCCAACUCAUGAUUCCUCUUUCGAUUUGUAUGGAAGUUUGCAGAUGGGAAGCACAGUUUCUUUGGCGGAAAGACCUAAAGGAAUGAUCCGCUCUGGAUCAUUUAGGGAUCCUGUGGAUGAAGUUCAUGGCUCAGUGCUUUCACUCUCCUCCACAACAUCAUCUGUUCAUUCCACAAGUGAAGACAAGGCCCAAGGAGAGCAUAUUCGCAAACUGCGUAGGGAACUGGAGUCCUCACAUGACAAGGUUUCUGCACUUACAUCACAACUAUCUACAAAUGCUCAUCUUGUGGCAGCAUUUGAACAAAGUUUGACGAACAUGACAUCUCGUUUACAGAGCCUCGCUUUGACAGCAGAGCAGAAGGAUUCAGAGUUAUUUGAUCUCAAAGAAACAAUUGAUAUGUUGCAUAAAAAGAAUGCAGAAGCACAAGCUGUAAUACAGGGAGCAUUGAACAAUCCAGACUUGACACCCAAAGAAUUGCGUAUAAAAAGGCAGAAUUCAUCAGACAGUAUCUCCAGUCUCAACAGCAUCACAAGCCAUUCCAGCAUAGGGAGUGGUAAAGAUGCUGAUGCCAAAAAGAAGAAGAAGAAAAGCUGGUUGCGAAGCUCAUUUAAGCAAGCCUUUACCCUCAAAAAGGCUCCGAAAUCAGCAUCUUCCUAUUCCGACAUUGAAGAAAUAGCAACACCAGAUUCUUCGGUGCCAUCUUCCCCUAAAGUACAGCGUGAAGAUGCAGAUUCAACAGCCUCCACCAAACCAUCACAUUCAUCCACUGAGGUCUAUGAUUCCCGUGAACCUGAGUUGAAGGAAGUAUCAAACCUACGGAAUGAGUUGUGGGAUAAGGAAAGGAAAUUAACAGAUAUCCGCCUUGAGGCUCUUAGUUCAGCUCACCAGCUGGAGCAGUUACGAGAAGCCAUGCAUAACAUGCAGGUGGAAAUUGAGGCAUUAAAACUGGAGAAUGACCGUCUCAAAGCAGAUACCGGCUCUGGGACAUCACAGACCGUCACAUUAUCAUCUGCCACCUCCUCUCCUCGGCGAUCAUUGGGACUCACCUUAGCUCACUCAUUCAGUCUCAGUCUGACAGAUUCCGUUGACCAAGAUGUAUCACCAAUGGAUGGAGUGACUAGUUCAUCCCUGAAAGAGGAAAGGAAUGUUCGAAUUGUGGUUCACCUCACCGAGGAACAGAUUUGCAAUGAAACCCAAAAGCAGCAAGAAUUUUUCAUUGGUUCCACCAAAGUAAAUGCAACAACUGACUGGACUAUGUUAGAUGGAGUUAUCUGUCAAGUAUUUAAGGACUACAUUACAAAGGUGGAUCCAGUUUCUAGUCUUGGAUUGAACACAGACGCCAUUUACUGCUACAGCAUCGAUCACGUAAAACGUGUAUUUGGAACAGAUGCACCAGACAUGCUGCCCUAUAGAUAUAUGGGAAAAGAUUCCACAUUCUCUGUAACUUUGAAAGGAUUGAAAGAGAAAAGUGUGGACAGUUUGGUUUUUGAAACCCUAAUUCCGAAACCGAUGAUGCAGCAUUACAUCAGCCUUCUCCUGAAACAUCGAAGGCUUAUUUUGUCAGGGCCCAGUGGGACUGGGAAGUCCUACCUAUCCAUUCGCUUGGCCGAGUACUUGGUUCAGAGAUCAGGACGAGAGGUCACGGAUGAAAUCAUUGUAACAUUUAAUAUGGACACACAUUCAUGCAAGGAUUUGCAGCUGUAUCUUUCCAAUCUUGCCAAUCAAAUUGACAGAGAAACCAGCACUGGGAAUGUCCCAUUGGUGAUAAUCCUUGAUGACCUCAGUGAGCCGGGUUCCUUGAGUGAACUUGUCAAUGGUGCUCUUACAUGCAAAUAUCAUAAAUGCCCAUAUGUAAUUGGAACGACUAACCAGCCUGUCAAAACAACACCAAACCAUGGCCUUCACCUCAGUUUCAGGCUGGUGCCAUUUUCAAACAAUGCAGAGCCUGCCAACGGAUUUCUAAGUCGCUAUUUACAACGGAAACUGAUUGAAUCAGAAAAUGUUGCAAAUGCAAACAACAAUGAAAUCCUCAAUAUUCUUAACUGGGUGCCAAAGUUAUGGUACCAUCUCCAUACAUUUCUGGAAAUGUAUAGUACAUCUGAUUUCCUUAUUGGUCCUUGUUUUUUCCUGUCCUCUCCAGUCAAUGUGGCCGAGUUCAGGGAAUGGUUUAUUGACUUAUGGAAUUAUUCCAUUCUCCCCUAUCUUCAGGAAGGAGUUAAUGAUGGCAUCAAGACAUAUGGACGAAAGGCUGUGUGGGAAGAUCCCGCUAAGUGGGUGCAGGAUACUCUACCUUGGUCAACUGCUUCACAAGAUCGCUCCAAGAUCUUCCAUUUGCCUCCACCAAGUACGGGAUCCCAGGUUCCAGGUCCUCCAUCGGACAAAAGAAAGAUCAAAGAGACCGCACCGACUUCACUUGAAUCAGACCCACUUAUGACAAUGCUACUGAGGCUCCAGGAAGCAGCCAAUUAUACCCAAAGUUGUGAAGGCGAAAACAUCAUGGAAUCGUCUUUGCAAUCGACACAUUGAGAGGAAAAAUGCAUCAAGGAAUAUGGGAGCCAUCUUGUUUUUAAUCAUGCCACAACUACACUUUGGAUAUUGUAGUCAUGAAACAGAAGUAUAUUCUGUCAUAGAUGUAGUUAGGUAGAGGGCUAAAUUAAUGGAUGGGUAAAAUUGUAGGUGUAAAGCCCAAAAUCAUAUGUAAGUUAACUGUGAUCAUUUAUUGUAAAUCAUAUUACCUAGCCAUCUGGAAGAAAAAGAAACAUCUAACUAUAUGGACUGUUAAUGCUGUAUUUGUACUUUAUAAUUCAAACUUCAAAAGUGCAUGGCAAUCAUUUAAGCAGAAACAAAUAAGAUUUUAGUGAGCUUUAUUAAGGUUAACUCCUCAUCUACAACUCAAACAAUUAUAGGAGCCAUCGCUGUUCCACUACUGCUGCCAUCUCAGAUGUCACACUGGUGCUGAUUGGAGAACCUCUCCACUAAUUUCUACCACUUAUCGAGCUCAACACCUCAUUAGUUCACACAGCUAAGAUGUGAAUCAUGGUGAAACCACUAAAGCAGAAAUUUGUUGUUUUCCAAGUUCUAACCUAGUAAUUGUUCAUCUUGUAAUUGAAAUAUCUUUGUGCCCUGAAUUUAAAAGUGAAAUGUUUUCUGAAAUUAGGAUGUGCUUUCAGUUUUAAGGUGGUAAUGCGAAUAUAUUCUAUCACUGUUCUUGGUAGGGUGAAAUAUUCCAGGUUACUGGGCACUUAGAACAUAGAACAUAGAAAAAUACAGCACAGAACAGGCCCUUUGGCUCACAACGUUGUGUCGAAGAUUAUUCCUAAUCUAAAAUAAGAUAGUCAUGAUUUGGAGAUGCCGGUGUUGGACUGGGGUGUACAAAGUUAAAAAGUACACAACACCAGGCUAUAGUCCAACAGGGUUAAUUGGAAGCACUAGCUUUCGAAGUGCCGCUCCUUCAACAGGUGGUUGUGGACAACCUGAUGAAGGAGCGGCGCUCUGAAAGCUAGUGUGCUUCCAAUUAAACUUGUUUGACUAUAACCUGGUGUUGUGUGAUUUCUAACUGGAAUAAGAUAACCUUACCUACGCACCCCUCAAUUUACUGCUGUCCAUGUGAAUGCCCAGCAGUUGCUUCAAUGUCCCUAAUGACUCUGCUUCCACCACCACUGCCAGCAACGCAUUCCAUGCAUUAGUACUAAAAAUGGUGAUUCCCAUCCUAUGCACUCUGGAUGCAGAGGCAUAAAUUAAAGAUAAAGGCCAUCAUAUUAGAAGAAAUAUUUUUCUUCUGCAUUGAAUUGUACCUGAUUCCUGCCUAUGUUUUAGUUUCCAAAAUUUCCAGAAUUUGAGGAAAAAUCAACUGUCAAGCACAAGAUCAUCAACAAAUAAAUAGCAAUGUGGCUGUGUUCUCUGAUUCAAUGUCCUGCUAAAUGCAAUUACUACUUCAUAAAAAUAUGAAAACUAUAUAAACAAGGAAACAGUUGCUGAAAUCUUACUAAAGCAACAUUCCAUUUCACAUCUAACACUAGACAUUCGUCCUGUACAAUGGCAUGAAACCGGCAACCAAAGAUAAUUUUACAUGAGGGAAAUUGCUGGCUACUAAUCCUUUCUGAAAAUUUUCGAGUGGUCGCUAUUUUCAAAUGUGAUCUAUAUACUAUGGUAUUAUGAACAUCAGUAGCAUAGGUUUGUUGCAGCCAAAUCUGACAACAAAGAACAUCCAUUUCUGAUUACAAAUGUCAAUUUUCUAAAGGAUGUUCUAUCAAGGUUCUGGAAUUUAUAUAAUUGACGUUUAGAUGUGCAACUAUACCAUGGGACUUUAAAUGUAGCUCUUUCAAGAAAUCUUUUACCAUUUUCUAAACUUCUGCCUCCUGAUCUAACAACAAUGCUCCCUGUCCUUACUUGCAACUGUUCCCAUUUUAACAGAAGGUUGUCAUUGUGCAGAAGUUAUUACUGAUUUGUAGGAUAUUCAAGUAGAAAUGGCAUAUUGCAAAAUUAGUUAUACAACUUAAUGUAAAAUUCUGAAAGUAUUGCAGUACGUCAAAGUAGUUUCAUCAGGCAGCAGCAUAGAAACACUGCCUGUCAAAAUAAGAAUUUUUAUUUGUGCUGCAUUAUUGACCAGUCUUCAGCAGGAAAGUGGAGAUUAUGAUCAUGAACCUGAGCAAAGAAAGUGCAUUUCAGGUCAUAGGAUUUUAUUUACAAUCAGCCAUAUUCAACUAUAACAUAGUUGGACAUAUGAAUCUUGCAACAUUUCUAUCAAGUGUU